CGGUGCAACAAAAAAGAGUUAGAGAGAGAGAGACAGAAGCCAAAAUGCAUAGAAAUGAAAUGAGCUUUUAAAAACAUAAAUUUUCUUUCUUUAAUAUUUGUUCUUGGUCUUGUAGUAUUAUUAUUAUUUUUUUGUUGGCUUCUUUCUAAUUUCUUGCACUCUCCUCUCUCAAAUCUCACCCAUCUUUUUAAGUCUUUAUUUCUUUUUAAUCGGCACUACUUGUAAAUUUGUACUGAUGAGGAUCAGGCAAAGAAAAACACCAUUUCCUCUAUCAUCUCUAUCCCCAGGCCCACUACUUCCUCUUUCAGAUCCCAACUCAACCGGACCAUCGCCGAUUCAGCAACUUCAAGAAGACGACGAUGAUGGUAAGGAUCAACAUAAGCAUCCCCCGGCCGGUGGUUCUCAAGAUUCUUCGUAUUAUGGGUUCUUGAAGAGAGAAGAAAAGAAGGUAUUGCUGCAGGAAGAGAAGCUGAGUAAUGAUAUAAGGGGAGGGAAUUUCUUCAUGGGUGCACCAAUUAUGGGUUUUCAAGAAUCAUCAACUUCUUCCCAUCAAGCGGAUGGGACAUUGUGUGAGGGAGAGGAAGCAAUAUUAAUGGAGAAUGAUAAGCAAAUGAUGAAAACGAAAAUGAAGACGAUCAAGAAAUGCAUGAAGCCGAAUCCGAGCAUGAAAAAGAGGGUGAGAGGAGGUCAAGUAAUGGAGGGAUCGCGGUGCAGUCGAGUGAACGGUAGAGGGUGGAGAUGUUGCCAGCAAACACUCGUAGGGUACUCUCUUUGCGACCAUCAUUUAGGUAAAGGAAGGCUUAGAAGUAUGACUAGUGUGCGAAGUCGAUCUGUAUCUAAUAGUACUGCACCGCCAAAGAAGAGCGAGUCCCGGCCUUUAUUGAGCUGCAUUUCUGCUUCAUUAAUGUCAGCCGUGGAGGAAGAUGAAAAGGAUAUACUACUGUUGGAUAAUAAAGUUAAAUUACAUGGUAAUGAAGAAGAUUUAUCGUUCACGAAGAAAAAGCCGAAGCUAGGUAUGGUGAAGGCUCGAUCAAUGAGCAGCUUGUUGGGCCAAGCUGCAGAUGGUAGUCAUGGAAUUCAAUUGGUAGAAAAUGAUUAUGAGCUGACCAGCCGCUGGACGAAGACAGAAAAUGUUUAGAUUUAAGGUUUUUUUAAAGUGCAUGGCUAGUGUAAUUGUUGUAACUUGUAAGCUCUUGUUUAUGUUUUGAAACUCUUGAUGAAUGUAUAAGAUGGGAAAUAUAAUCAAUGUUAUUAAUGUA
Molecule: messenger RNA, 1259 nt
Organism: Mercurialis annua (annual mercury)
Lineage: Eukaryota; Viridiplantae; Streptophyta; Magnoliopsida; Malpighiales; Euphorbiaceae
Exons: 4
Coding region: 236-1138 (300 amino acids)
Source: RefSeq, a predicted model, not a curated record